Nicrophorus vespilloides is the source of this 1408-nucleotide messenger RNA. RefSeq names its product pre-mRNA 3'-end-processing factor FIP1 (gene Fip1). The transcript is spliced from 5 exons. The coding region runs from base 50 to 1381 and encodes 443 amino acids. Gene Ontology annotation, molecular function: RNA binding. Lineage: Eukaryota; Metazoa; Arthropoda; Insecta; Coleoptera; Silphidae. The record is from RefSeq and is a predicted model, not a curated record. Gene Ontology annotation, cellular component: mRNA cleavage and polyadenylation specificity factor complex.
ACAUGAAUCAAAUAAAAUGAAGUAAUCAAAUGUUCAAAAACAUCAAGCUAUGGCUGAUGAUGCGGAAAGUGAUGAUCAGUGGUUAUAUGGAGAUACUUCCGAUUUACCACUGAUCGAGAGUGAAGAGAAACCUGAUGAAAAAGAUGAAACCAAUGAAGAAACUGAAAAAGAAGAAGCAGAAACAUCGACGGAAAAAGAGAUAGUUGACGAUGUCAAGGAGCCAGAACCUGAACCCGAAGUUGCUGAACCAGCUCCUCCUGGAAUUGAAGACCCUGAAGAAGAAAUGGAACAAGAAGAAACAGAUAAGCAAAAUGGGGAUCAGUCUGAUAGGGAGGACUCAGAUGAUGACAGUGAUGAUGAUGUUAAUGUUGUCAUUGGAGACAUUAAAACAACUACUGCAUAUUCCACUUCACUUAACAUUAAACGCAGCGGUUUACUGACAAGCUCAACAACAGAUAAAACUAAAAUAGCUCAACAACAAUCAGGAAAAUUUACAGUAGAAGAAUUUGAUCAAGUUGGCAUGAUUAAUGGAGUACCUGCAAAUGAAUUCAAUUUAGAUUCACUUGAAGAUAAACCAUGGAGAAAGCCUGGAGCAGAUAUAACAGAUUAUUUUAAUUAUGGAUUUAAUGAAGACACAUGGAAGGCUUACUGUGAAAGACAAAAGAGGAUACGCGUUAAUGAAUCAGGUGUAGGCUUAGUUCCAUUAAAUGCAAUUGGAUUGCCUAGGGGUCCUGUACCCAUUUUGAAUGAUAACAGUAAGUAUGCCGGAAAUUUCGCUGGGAUUCGGAAAGCCGGUCCCCCUCCAGGACGUCGCAUGACUGGUGCUAUUGAUGUUAUAGGAGGAGCUGCCCAACCUGGAGCUAAAAUGGAUGCUCCUAAAGAAAAUGUAAUCCAAGUAAUGACUGCCGAUAGGAGGGAAUACAGCAGAAAACCACCAGGAUUCCCUGACAUGAGUAUUCCACCGCCAUCAACCUUUGAUGAGUUUCAACCAGAAUUUGGAUUUAACCCUGAACCUGAACCAUUCUAUGGAGGUUAUGAGCCCACUCAGGAUGUGCAAUGGGGUACAAAUAACCAGAGUUGGACUCCAAGUGAAAUAAAGCCACUCACUGGUCAUCCUUCAAUUGUACCGGCACCAGUGCCACCUGUUAACUUAGCUCCACCAAUGGUGCCUCCCGUGGCCAAGGAUGGUUCACCGUCCAGACAUGACUCAAGAGAAGAACGUGAAAGCAGUCGAAGUAGAUCAGAGAAACCGAGAGACAGAGAAAGAUCUCAUAGACGUGAUAGGUCUAGAAGCAGAUCUAGGAGGCACAAGUCUAGAUCCAGAAGUCCAAGUCAUAGACACCGAAAGAAGAAGUCUAGGAGACACGACGAUAGCGAUUAAAAACAAUUUAAUGAAUAACAUAUUAAU